This is a messenger RNA of Gloeophyllum trabeum ATCC 11539, 1441 nucleotides long. Its product is annotated as kinase-like protein. Lineage: Eukaryota; Fungi; Basidiomycota; Agaricomycetes; Gloeophyllales; Gloeophyllaceae. The record is from RefSeq and is a predicted model, not a curated record. The coding region runs from base 144 to 1166 and encodes 340 amino acids. Gene Ontology annotation, biological process: protein phosphorylation. Gene Ontology annotation, cellular component: cytosol; nucleus; protein kinase CK2 complex. Gene Ontology annotation, molecular function: ATP binding; protein serine/threonine kinase activity. The transcript has 8 exons.
GGAACCAGCGUGAGCCUGCACCUCCAUGCACUGCAGCCUCGAGGCAUCGCGUUAGUCGGCAGGCUACCCAGGUAGCUAUCUCCCACCCGCUCUCGGGAGACACUCGGUCGUCGCCACUGUCUGGGAGCACGGACUCGUUCGCGAUGGCUAGAGUUUAUGCAAAUGUUAACGCCUCUCUCGGGAGAUCGUGGUACGAUUACGAGAGUUUGCGUGUUGAAUGGAACGGGCCCGAUCGGUAUGAGAUCGUACGGAGAGUAGGCGGGGGAAAGUAUUCAGAGGUUUUCGAAGGCGUGGACAUGGUGAACGACGACAAAUGCGUGAUCAAGGUGCUGAAGCCAGUAUCUUCCAAGAAGAUCAAGCGGGAGAUCAAGAUCCUACGGAACAUCACCGGAGGACCGAACAUUGUCUCGCUGCUGGACGUCGUCCGGGACCCGUCUGCGCGCUACCGGAGUUUAGUCAUGGAGUACGUCGAGAACGUCGAGUGGAAGUACCUGUUUCCCCGCCUGACGGAAGUGGACAUCAAAUACUACACGUUUCAGCUGCUAAGAGCACUGGACUUUGCCCACUCUCAUGGGAUCAUGCACCGAGACGUGAAGCCUGGGAACGUUAUGAUUGAUCACCAAAGGCGUAAGCUCAGAUUGAUUGACUGGGGUCUCGCCGAAUUUUAUCAUCCCGGUACCGACUACCACAUCCGCGUCGGCUCACGGUACUGGAAAGCGCCGGAGCUGCUUGUAGGGUACCAGAAAUACGACUAUAGCCUCGAUAUUUGGGCGCUCGGCUGUAUGUUUGCUUCCAUGAUCUUCCGCAGAGAACACUUCUUCAGAGGAAGCGACAAUCAGGACCAACUCCUGAAGAUCGUGAAAGUGCUUGGCACAGAUGACUUCGACAAAUACCUCGACCGGUACGAUAUCGAACACGAAACCAGCUUGGACGACCUUUUGAAACGGCAUCCAAAAAUACCAUGGCAACGUUUCAUCAAUGCGGAGAACCAGCCUUUCGUGUCGUACGAGUCCCUGGACCUCCUUGAGAAGAUGUUGAAAUACGAUCACCGCGAGAGGGUGACCGCACGCGAGGCGCAGGCGCAUUCAUACUUCAAUUCUGUACGGCUGGAAGCCAUCUCCGCGCAAGGGGAGUGCGUGAGCGACUCUGGGUUCUGUUCCAUGUAACAAUAGUUGUUUGUAUGAGAGGUGUCGGCUCGCUGUGCAUCGCUGUCGUGGCUUUGAGACGUUGUUCCAUAUCUAUCCAGCUUUCCCGGUCUUGUUAUCCACCUUUCAUUUCCUGCCAUAAUUAACGGGUCUCGGGAGAACCGAAUGGAUCUGAGGCGCAGACAGGAAGUUCGAUCCACGAGUACGGAUAAGAUCGUGUCCAUCAUGAUUUAUUAACUAUUGAUCGUCCUUGACUUCCUGUAUUGGACAUUUAGAGAGGCAUUGCAUUAUGAAAG